GAGCAUCAAGACUGUGAUCGAUCAAGGGUGAAUUGUGACUGAAUUACUGAGCUUCAAAUAAUAUUAAGUCGUUUUUUAUAAAUUCAUCUAAUCAGUCUCCAUUCACCUUAAAAGUCAUCUGCAAGCUGGAACGUGACUCCAACAAUUCAUUGACACAGUUGUGACUGACACAGCAGGUGGGGGAACAAGUCCUGCUGCGGAGUCAAGGCUUAUGACCCCAGCUGUGACCAGAUGAAGUGCUGUGCAGGGACUCUGUACGACCUGCAGUUUCAGGACAGACUCUCAGAGGAGGCCCAGUGCUGUGGGAGUGUCCUGAUGGAGGCCGGUUCCACCCAGACCUGCUGCUCGGCCCCAGGGCUAGACCUGCUCUAUCCUACCCAGCAAGGGUUCACCUGCUGUGGGCACCGCUACCCCAACUCAUCCCUGUGGUCCUGCUGCGCGGGGGUCCUGCACCCAAGGCCUGAACCACACACCACCAGCAAGAACAUGAUUCCAGGACCCAGGCUUCUACCACUGGGGGAUCUGAAGACUGAAGUCCUGUGUCACAGCAGAGUUCUGGUAGGGACAGUGGAGAGUGUGUCUGUGAAGAUGAAUGAGCGGUCCAUCGUGAUGGUGAACGCCAUGUACAUGCUGGCCUCGCGUGGCCAUGUCAGCGCCGUGCCUUCCCCUCACUACGUCACAUUACCCGACCACUGCAGCUUCCCUGAACUGGUGCCGGGCAACACUUACAUCUGGGUGAAAAAUUAUUUCUCAGACACCAUAAGAUUCAUCUCUGAUCAUUCCUCCCUCUCCAUUCCAUUCUCUCCAGGUGCUCAAAAUGAUACUACACAGCAGGUGGGGAACAAGUCCUGCUGCGGAGUCAAGGCUUAUGACCCCAGCUGUGACCAGAUGAAGUGCUGUGCAGGGACUCUGUACGACCUGCAGUUUCAGGACAGACUCUCAGAGGAGGCCCAGUGCUGUGGGAGUGUCCUGAUGGAGGCCGGUUCCACCCAGACCUGCUGCUCUGCCCCAGGGCUAGACCUGCUCUAUCCUACCCAGCAAGGGUUCACCUGCUGUGGGCACCGCUACCCCAACUCAUCCCUGUGGUCCUGCUGCGCGGGGGUCCUGCACCCAAGGCCUGAACCACACACCACCAGCAAGAACAUGAUUCCAGGACCCAGGCUUCUACCACUGGGGGAUCUGAAGACUGAAGUCCUGUGUCACAGCAGAGUUCUGGUAGGGACAGUGGAGAGUGUGUCUGUGAAGAUGAAUGAGCGGUCCAUCGUGAUGGUGAACGCCAUGUACAUGCUGGCCUCGCGUGGCCAUGUCAGCGCCGUGCCUUCCCCUCACUACGUCACAUUACCCGACCACUGCAGCUUCCCUGAACUGGUGCCGGGCAACACUUACAUCUGGGUGAAAAAUUAUUUCUCAGACACCAUAAGAUUCAUCUCUGAUCAUUCCUCCCCUCUCCAUUCCAUUCUCUCCAGGUGCUCAAAAUGAUACUGUUAACCAUGUUUUGAGGCAAUACAGUGUUUUGUUCACAAAUACAUUGCUUACAAAAAAUGUAUUUAAAACAAAACCCGUCUAUUUUGGGUUCUGAUGGGGUAGGACAGAUUAACUGAGCUCAUGAGGCAUACGUUAUAUUCUUCAAGAGUCAAUUUGUAUAUAAUUAAUUUAAAACUCAAACAAAAAUGUAUGUGGAUGAUGACCCAUUUAAGAUAUCAGUAUAUCUUUAAGCAAUUUGUAUUUGCUUACAAAAAAAACCCAACCAUGUUUAUGAUAUCUCAUGAGUCAUAUCUCAGGAUAAGUCAUAUUUUAUUAUGUUUGUCUGGGUAGUGGUUUUCUGUUAUAUUAUCGCAAACGUUCCUUUAAUGUUAAUGCAAUAUUUUCUUAAUAAUGUCUAUUCCAUACUGAAGCUAUUUACUCACUGAAACUCUUUGUUCAAUGUGACACUAACAUCAUUGGCGUGAAUCUGUCUGUGAAGUGAUUGCACCACAUUGUGAAACGGCAGGAAAUAAGCCUAUUUUCUAACCAAGCAAUUGUGUGUAGGUGUGCGACUUCACCAUGACCUCGUGACUUUUUCCACAUUGUGUUACGUUACAGCCUUAUUCUAAAAUUCAUUCAAUUGUCGUCGUCCCCCCUUAAAUAUGACAUUUACAUAAGUACUCGGACCCUUUACUAAGUACUUUGUCGAAGCACCUUUGGCAGAGCGAUUACAGCCUCGAGACUUGUUGGCACACUUGUCAGAGAAGACAGAGGAGCAUCUAUCAACAUAGCAACCGUCACAAGAACAAUAAAGGACUAUUCUAAUAAAUGAAGAUACUCCAAACUCAGAUAUUGACUGAGAUAUAGCACAUAAAACAUUGUCCUGCCACGGACAAAUAAGAUUCUUGCUGAUCCUCUCUUUUAGUUGUGACUAUUGUACAAGGCUGGGUGGGAGGCCACAGCCAUGCUGGCACCUGCAUGACAACAGAACUAUGGUAUGAAAGAAAGUAGAGUUGGUUCAGUUCCAUUUCACUUUAAAAAAAAAACAUCAAACAAAGCUGUCCAGUUACAGGGCAAACAACUGUAUAAACUGCAAACACAUAGUGUUAUAAUUUUAGUGUUCCUGAACAUUGUGCUAAAAAUAAUGGAAGGAUUGAAGAAAGCGAUAGGAUAUUUUAGUGGAGCCUCAGAAACCACAAUGAAAUGACUGUAUAUCAAAACAAUAGGUUGACACCGGCGCCAAACAAUUGCUUGAAACUGUGAGCGAGAAAUUGCAUCUUUCAUAUGCUUCCUUCCAGGCUCUUGUCGUGGGAGAUGGUCCAAGUCCUUGGACACAUUCCCAGUUAACCACACCGUUCUAAAGUGGACCACACAACCUCUUCCUGUAUGAAGCUCUGACCGAAAGUGUCUCAAAGUAAGCCAAAACGUGGCACUAUUAUAAAACAGUUCUAACACAGCAGAUCUAUGCUCUCUAAUGGCCUACACAAAGAAAAUGUCAUGUUAUGAACACCACAUAUCUUUUGUUUCACACAAAUAGUUUAAAACAGAACAUAGACAGGAAUGCAUAAGCUUACAUGUCAAAUGUCAUUUCAUCCUAUUUUAGAGACUAAUGAAAAUACUGUAUCCUAUCACUACUGUGUGUAGGGGGAAAGCAUAGGGCCACUAUCCCUUGAAUAAAUUCAGGGACAAGAGGCUAAUUUGAGCUGGCGAGGGUUAUAAAUGGACAAUAAAGUGAUUAUUAUUAACACAGAGAAGCUAUGUUAAUAAAGAAGUAAGUUCACUGACAGCAGGCUGGAGAGUUAGGUCGUAAACAUACACACCUCAGAUGCUGUCGAAGACUCAGUCUACUUACUCAACACUUAGAAAAAGGGUUACAAAAGGGUUCUUCGCCUGUCCCCAUAGGAGAACCCUCAGUGGAAAGGGUUCUACAUGGAACCCAAAAACGGUUCUACCUGGAACCAAAAAGGGUUCUUCUAUGGGGACAGCCGAAUAACCCUUAUUGGUUCUAGAUAGCACCUUUGUUUUCUAAGCGUGUAUAGGAAAGCAGUCGACAUACACACCUCAGAUGCUGUCGAAGACUCGGUCUACUUACUCUACUUGCAAGGUGUGUGUCAAAGCAUCUAUUAGGAGUAUAAUAACAGUAUAAUAGGAGACUCCAUUUGGAUGAAUGAUCUCCAAAUGAUCUGAUAAAAGGAGGAACUUCAGCAUAGCUUGGGAAUGACUAUCCAGAAGAAUGAGAUUGGGUUGACUUGCUGACAGAAAGAAACUUAGCACAGCAUUUGCACUUCUUCUCGACAUCCCCUUCGGGAUGCACUUUUUCAACAAUUGCCUUUUCAGGGAUGAUUGGAAUAGUGUGGUUUCUGAGAUUAAAUUUCAAAAUCGUAUAAAAGUGAUCUGACAUGUUUCAGCAAUAAGGUUCGAGGAAGUGUGAUAUAUGGCCAA
Messenger RNA from Oncorhynchus tshawytscha (Chinook salmon), 3906 nucleotides. RefSeq lists its product as uncharacterized. The transcript is spliced from 7 exons. Lineage: Eukaryota; Metazoa; Chordata; Actinopteri; Salmoniformes; Salmonidae. The coding region runs from base 232 to 1479 and encodes 415 amino acids. The record is from RefSeq and is a predicted model, not a curated record.